AUGGCCGCGUCCACCCUGUCCGUCUGCUCCAGCGACCUGAGCUAUGGCAGCCGCGUCUGCCUGCCCGGGGCCUCGGACUCCUGCCCCGACUCCUCCUGGCAGGUGGACGACUGCCCAGAGAGCUGCUGCGAGCCCCCGUGCUGCGCCCCAGCCCCCUGCCUGACCCUCCUGUGCAGCCCCUGCCAGUCGGCCCGCACUGGCUCCUGCUGCCGGCCAGCCUGUGGCCUCUCCUCCCUCUGCCAGGAAUACUGCUGCACCCCUGUGUGCUGCAAGUCCGUCUGCUGCACCCCAGUGUGCUGCAAGCCUGUCUGCUGCACCCCUGUGUGCUGUGAGGACUCCCCCUGCACAACCUCUUCAUGCUGCCAGCCAUCCUGCUGCACCUCCUCCCCCUGUCAGGAAGACUGCUGCACCCCUGUGUGCUGUAAGCCCGUCUGCUGCACCCCUGUGUGCUGCAAGCCUGUCUGCUGCACCCCUGUGUGCUACUGCUGCACCCCUGCGUGCUGCAAGCCCGUCUGCUGCACCCCUGUGUGCUGCGAGGAUUCCCCCUGCUCAGCCCCCUCCUGCUGCCAGCCCAGCCCCUGCUGCAGACCCUCCUCCUGCGUGUCCCUGCUCUGCCGCCCCGCGUGCCCCCGCCCCGCCUGCUGCGCCCCUGCCUCCUCCUGCUGCCGCCCGGCCUCCUGCGUGUCCCUGCUCUGCCGCCCCACGUGCCCCCGCCCCGCCUGCUGCGGCCCUGUCUCGGGCCAGCCCUGCUGCUGA
Molecule: messenger RNA, 756 nt
Organism: Lynx canadensis (Canada lynx)
Lineage: Eukaryota; Metazoa; Chordata; Mammalia; Carnivora; Felidae
Product: keratin-associated protein 10-7-like
Exons: 2
Coding region: 1-756 (251 amino acids)
Cellular component (GO): keratin filament
Source: RefSeq, a predicted model, not a curated record